AUGAUGCCACGCCUUCAGAAAGUUUCACGCUCCCCGUCACUACCCCCCGGCGCGUCUCCAUCCCCUCAACCGAGCGCCUCCCCCGAGCUCCCCCCCUGCUCCCCGCCCCAGUACCUACAGGGUUACGGCUGGGUUUACCCCGACACCACUAACUGCAUUCCUAACCCCUCCCCGUCGGCGUCCCCGGCCACUUCCCCCGGUCUCUCUCCCAGUCUUCCCCCGUGCGACCCGCCCGAGUUCCAGGAGGGUUACGGCUGGGUUUACCCGGAAACAGAUAAUUGCGUUCCCCAAACCCCAAACCCCUCCCCUUCAGGGUCCCCGGUAGCUUCCCCCGGGCAAUCUUUGCCCCCCUGCCCGCCCCCUCGUUAUAACGAGGGUUACGGCUGGGUUUACCCGACCGCCAGGGACUGCAUCCCGCAGGCCCCGGGGGGAUCCCCCUCCCCGGUCCCUUCCCCCAACCUGCCCCCGUGCGCCCCGCCCCGGUACCAACCGGGUUACGGCUGGGUUAUGCCUGACCCCGCUAACUGCAUUCCGUCCAACCCUUUGACGUCCCCCGGUACCUACUUCCCCGAGGCGUCUCCGUCCGCUCGUCCCAUGCAUAUGCCUUCCCGGUCUCCUAAUCCGGGCGGUUACCCGAGUGGAAUACCUAACCCGGGUACUUCACCAAACCCCGGCAAUAUGCCUUAUCCGGGCGGGUUACCUAACCCGGGUGGGGCACCUAACCCGGGUGGUUCGACUAACCCGGGCGGUCUGCCGCCAUGCCCACCCCCCGUCUUCGACGCGCGCGUCGGUUGGCUGUACCCCGACCCAACCAAGUGCCAACCAAAUACCAACCCUACUGGCACCCCCAACAAUUGGUACCCUGGAAUGCCCGGCGGUUUCAACAACCCUCCGGCCAUGUACCCCAACUAUGGGCUGCCCCAGUACCCGCAGCAACCGGGGUACAACUACCGGGCAACCCAUCACGACCACUCGCGCGGUCAUCGCCACCGGUCAGACUCCGAAGGCGGCGACGGACAGAUCGUAAUCAACAUCGAGGAGAAUUUCAACGGUGGUGAUGCCCGGGAGAGCCGUACCGGCUGGGAUGAAAACGACGAGUACCAGCAGUCCGGGCCCCGAUAUGGGGGCGCCGGGCAAUACGGCGGGCCGGGAGUUAACCUCCAGGGUUUUUGGCCCGGUAACCAGGGUUACGGUGCCGGGUUUGGCCAGAACUGGCCGGGUCAAGCGAACUGGGGGCCCGGGUCUCUGGUGGAGUUCCCCUCCAGUACCAAUCCUACCGGUCACGGACACAACAACGAAAUGCGCGAGGAGCCCGCGCGCGAGCAGCCCGAGCGCGAGCCGGAGCGCGCGGACUUCCGGCAGCUGAGCUCCCGCGACGUGGAGCUGUUCAAGGCGGGGAUGGAGUACGGGCGGCAGAUCGGGAGCGGAAACAGGCAGCCGGAGAACCCUCAUGCCGAGGGACGCAACCCGGACCAGCCAAGCACCCCGGAGGGAUCCCCCGAGCACGACACAGAAACAGAGUAUCAUGCGGACCGUUCCAGCAGCCCGGAGGAGCCCUCCGAGCCCGUGGCAAGACACGAGGAUGUGUCAGAGUAUCACCUUGAGAACGCUGACGGACCGGUUGACACUCAGAACGCUUACGCGGAGCCGCAAGAGCACCGAGACGAAGAGUCGGGACACGCAAACGGUGACGAGCACGAGAGCCCGGUAGAGCAAACCGAGCAGUAUUCCGAAGGACGCGAGGAACGGGAAGAGCAUACGGAGCAAGCGUACGGAAACGAGGAGCAUGACGAGCGGAUGCGGACACCGGAACCGGAACAGGAAUACGCACCGGAGCCAACGCCGGAACCUACACCGGAACCUACACCGGAACCCACUGAAUACACGCCGGAAACGAAACCGGACCCGACACCGGAACCGACGCCGGAACGGACGCCGAGCCCGACUGCAGCGCCCACACCCGCGCCCACGAAAGCGGCUGUAACGCUGAAGCCAUCUGUCUGGCCAGCGUUACAGUCGAAGGACGGGAAGCCGAUCGCGAUCGAGGCUGCAACGGGCCAGAACCUGAACGUUCUGUCGUGUUCCGCUCUGCAAGCGAAUGUGCACCUGACGAACGGAAAGGACGGAACGCUGUACAUCGACAAAGUGGGCGUCACCUUCAAGUGGCAGAAGAUCCAGGUCGACGCCGCGAGCACCGCGGCCGCGCGCGCGCAGCGCUUCUACGGCAAGCUGACGACACCGAACAGGCCCCUGCUGGAUCGCCAGCGCCGCUACUUCUUCAACGGAAUGACCGUCGACCGGAGCGGAAACGAAGUAUACGUGGCCGUCAACGACAGCCCAGUGCUCCACAUCCAGAUCGUUCCGUCCGGCGCUUCCGCCACCGGACCCUUCCUGGAUUAUCUCAUCGUGCAAGUGUUGGGCGUCCCUGCUGGCGACACGUGUCACGGCCUGAUUGGCCAGACGUUCGUUCCUGGCCACGGUGAUCGGGUGGACGGCUCGCCGGCGGACUACCUCGCUGACGAUGUGCUGAGCACGACUGGGGCUUACUCCCGGUUCCAAGGUCAGUGGUAUCAGGCUCUCGGAAUCUCGCCUGCCCCGGGCGCUGUUAGCCCCACCUCGAGCCCACACUAG
Messenger RNA from Klebsormidium nitens, 2631 nucleotides. The record is from the annotation of a GenBank genome assembly. NCBI's taxonomy places the organism in Eukaryota, Viridiplantae, Streptophyta, Klebsormidiophyceae, Klebsormidiales, Klebsormidiaceae.